AUGUUUCGAAGAGCUUUAUUCAAAAGUGGUGCGUUAGGUAUCAGAUCAAUAGCCUGGGUUUCGAGGAUACCUAAGCAUAGCAAGGUUUUGUUUGUUACGCCAAGAUGGGUACUGCAGACCUCGCGAAUGUACUCAUUAAGUACUCAGGGCGAGAAUUUAGAGGGCAAAAUCGAUCAGUUGAGCGAUAAUGAAUAUAGUAGACUCUCCAAUGAGUACCUAGAGGAAUUGUCUGACUCUUUAGAAGCUUUGGGUGAGCAAUUUGGUCAGGUGGAUUCCGAGUUGAAUCACGGUGUUUUGACAUUGACUCUUCCACCCAACGGAACGUACGUUAUCAACAAACAACCACCUAAUAAGCAGAUAUGGUUGAGCUCCCCUAUAAGCGGUCCCAAAAGAUUUGAUCUAAUAGAAGGCAAAUGGGUAACUUUAAGAGACGGAAGUUCCUUAACUGAACUAUUAGAAGAGGAGGUGUCCAAGGCAAUUGGAUCUAAUUUUAAGCUCAACAUUGAUAGAUAA
This is a messenger RNA of Lodderomyces oxycetoniae, 513 nucleotides long. RefSeq names its product ferroxidase (gene YFH1). Gene Ontology annotation, molecular function: ferroxidase activity; ferric iron binding; iron chaperone activity. The transcript has a single exon. The record is from RefSeq and is a predicted model, not a curated record. NCBI's taxonomy places the organism in Eukaryota, Fungi, Ascomycota, Pichiomycetes, Serinales, Debaryomycetaceae. Bases 1 to 513 code for a protein of 170 amino acids. Gene Ontology annotation, cellular component: mitochondrion. Gene Ontology annotation, biological process: iron incorporation into metallo-sulfur cluster; intracellular iron ion homeostasis.